AUGAAAAAGGAGAAUAAGGAAUGGAAGACGAAAAGAAUCAAAAGCUUAUUAAUAAUUGUUAUAAUGUAUUUUACUAGCAUUUGCAAUCUCAAUAUAGAAAUAUUUAAGGUAAGAUGAGUCAAUAAUAUAAAUAGGAAAUGCAAGUAGAGUAGAUUUUUGAAGGGUAUUUUUAGACUUAAAACGAAUAAAAUAAAAUAAAUUUAGAUAAUAUUAAUUAAUAUGCUGAAAUUUUAGAAAUUUAACAAUUAACAAUAAAUUAUAUAAUAUCUAAUCUUCAUGCUCGUUCAUUCGAUCUCUAAUUAAUUGAUUAAAUAACUCCUUUGAUUGAUUUUGAUCCAUUAGGAGUAGCAGCAAAAGAAGAAAAAAAUCCAUAUGAUGAUGAAUAUUAUCCUGUUAAAGGUAAAUUACUUUAUGUAAUAUUAGUAUCUGAUUCAACAUGGAGAGUUAGAAGAUGUACAUUAUACACAUUUUAAGUAUAAAUUAGUACUAUCAGCUUUAUUUGGUCCAAAUUAAAUCAUUAUGAAAAGAAUCAAUGAGAAAAUGCUGAAAUCAAAUUAUCAAUUAUUGAUUAGUUUGGUUUAGGCAUCUGCAAUUACUAAAGAAGAUAUAAAUUCUAUGGAAGUUGAACAAUUAUCAUUAAUCAAACAAAGAUCUAUACCAGCCUCUAUUUCUUUAAUUGAAUUAGUGGAAUAAUUAUUGGACAAAAUAUAAUCGAUCUUUAAAAAUGAUCAAAAACAAUAGUCUUUAAAAUCAGAAUCAACAAAAUUAUUAUUAGCUAUUGGGUAAUACUUCUAUUCUCAAAUUUAAACUUCAAAUUCAUGUUUUACAUAAAUAUAAAUUAAUCAAUUACUGGUUCAACUAUUUAUUAUAAAAAUGAAUAAAAAGUAUUUAUUAUUAAUUAAUAAUUUAGCUUGCUUCUAUUUUAACUAUGAGUACUAUUCUUAAGAGAACAGCCUGAAGUUGAAGAUUUCUUUAAUUUAAUCAAUUAACCUUUGAUAGUAGAAGAAGAGAUUAUAAAACCACUAGGUAAAGAGAAAUUAUAUACUGCUGGAUAAAUUUAUUGCUCAAUAUUAAAAAAUAGUAAUGGAUCAAUCAGUAAUUUAUAUUCAUUAAUAGAAACAAACAGAUAGUUAAAAUUAUCAACUUUAAGAUUCAGGUCAGGUAAAAAUAUAUAAAUAUUUAUUUUUAGAAUUUGGAUAAGGAAAAAGAAAAGAUAAGAUUGAUAGCAAAUAUAUUAUAAGGUUUGAAAUAAAAUUCUAAAGAUAUUGA
Molecule: messenger RNA, 1269 nt
Organism: Paramecium sonneborni
Lineage: Eukaryota; Ciliophora; Oligohymenophorea; Peniculida; Parameciidae
Source: the annotation of a GenBank genome assembly